AUGAUCGUCAUCAAAAUUCGUUUGGUUGGAGGAAAAGAAGAUCAUUUAUCGGUUAUCGAAGUGGAUAAUCAGAUUUUAUAUGUUAACCUGAAGAAGGAAAUUCAAAGUGUGACACAUAUUCCAACCAAGUUUCAACAACUCCAAUUCCGUGGUGAAGAUCUUCCCGUUGUUGCGCGUCCUAUUCAAGACAUCAAUUUCGGCGAAGAAAUCGUUGUGAGACACUCCAUGACAGCGAAUUGGAGAGAAUUUGAGGAAAAUUUCAAGUUGGCUCAAAAAGCUGUAGAAUCGAAACAAAUAAGCCAAAUUGAAGAAGCCGUUGAUCAAGCCUUGGAUCAUCUAAGGCCGCUGAUAGAGGCAAAGUUCCUUGUAACCUACCCUCAAUUGAAUGAAACUUAUCGUCAAUUCAAAGCGAAUUUCUCUAGUUAUAUGGAUCAGGAAUUCAAAUACAUUGAAAAAGCCGUAAAGGAUUAUUUCUCAAUAGUUUUUGCUGACAACGCUGAAUGCCCAGCUCUCGACAUAAGAUGUGAAAAGAAGGGACCCGAGGAAGGUGGAAUCCAGGGUGGCCUCAUUUGUCAAGUUUUGCGGAAUGAAACUUUAAUUGGGAAGUACUACGUAAAAGAACACAUGAGCCUAGCAAAUCGGCAGCACGCAGAUAUUUGUGAAAUAUUUGUUUAUAAGUUAUUUGAGUUGAUCGGAGUAGGACCUAAAGUUCAUUUUAUUCCAAACAUACACUAUUCCAGUUUUGGACUUUACAUCGGAACCGAAGAAGUUACUGGAUUUCGUCGAGCAGACACUGAAGGAAUUGAGAUAAGUAGCGAGGUGUACGCUCAAAGAGAUUUGCUACGUCGUCUAUUGUUUGUUAAAGAUCUCCACUCAAAAAAUUAUGGAAUUGAUGGUCACGGGAAACUUAGUAUCGUUGAUUUUCAAAGUUAUGUCCAUCCUGAAAUGGUACACAAGUAUUUGGUUGGGUACAAAAGCUGGAAGGGUAGCAAAGAAUUACGGAUUCAAGUGGCGAAGAAUUAUAUUAAAUCGUGGAAUCUUCUGGAUAAUUUCGACAACGCUAAUAAAGCAAUCUCAAUGCAAAAAGAGCUAUUCAAAAAAUAUUCCAAUAGCUAUAAGCCAAGUCGAAACUUUGAGAAAUAUUUUGUGCAUAUUAAGAACAAUCUUAAUGCUCUGUUAGAACGUGUAAAAUAA
Molecule: messenger RNA, 1194 nt
Organism: Caenorhabditis bovis
Lineage: Eukaryota; Metazoa; Nematoda; Chromadorea; Rhabditida; Rhabditidae
Source: the annotation of a GenBank genome assembly